CCCGGACCCCAUGGGAUGUGCCCGCCGUCGCCUGGGUGUUGUAGGAUUUUGGCAGAGCUGGCCAUGAUGUUAUGGUUCGUGGUUGGUGCCCUCUUCCCAGCGCUGCUCCUGGCCGCACCACCCCCCAUAAACAAGCUCGCCCUCUUCCCGGACAAGAGCGCUUGGUGUGAGGCAAAGAACAUCACCCAGAUCGUGGGGCACAGCGGCUGCGAGUCCAAGUCCAUCCAGAACAGGGCCUGUCUGGGACAGUGUUUCAGCUACAGCGUCCCAAACACCUUCCCUCAGUCCACAGAGUCCCUGGUUCACUGCGACUCCUGCAUGCCAGCCCAAUCCAUGUGGGAAAUCGUGACACUGGACUGUCCAGGCAACGACGAGAUCCCCAGGGUUGACAAACUGGUGGAGAAGAUACUUCACUGUAGCUGCCAGGCUUGCGGGAAGGAGCCGAGCCACGAGGGAGCCCUGUUCAACGUCUACCUGAACGCGGAGGAGAACAUGCCCGCUGAAGGUCCCGGCCCCCAUCACUAUGCCCACCAUCAACAGGAGGUGGAAGAACCUCCUGCCUCCAGCCACCACCACCACGAGGAGGAGGGCGACGAGUGACCUGGCCCUUUUGCGGACUGUCCUUGCAGCCGACGGCGCGGGCAGGGGGUGUGUGCGAGGGAGAGGGCCGGGGUUUGGGGAGGGAGGGGGGCGGUGGAGUCUUUCCUGUCUAAUAGCUACCCUCACGCUUUGCUCUCCACGACACCCCGGGGCUGGAGGAACGUUUUGAGGCGCAAGCAGGGGCGGACGUGGGGCUGGAGCUGCAGGGCGAGAGAGGAGGGCUCGGCGUUUUCUGAUGCAAAACUACUUGCACAUAAUAGUAAUAAUAUAUUGAGAGGAGCGGGAACCGGGACGAGGGGGUUUUGGCUGCGAGCAAGAGCUGAGCUGGGCUUCCCAGGG
Cariama cristata (Red-legged seriema) is the source of this 939-nucleotide messenger RNA. RefSeq names its product neuroblastoma 1, DAN family BMP antagonist (gene NBL1). Bases 16 to 600 code for a protein of 194 amino acids. Gene Ontology annotation, biological process: animal organ morphogenesis. The record is from RefSeq and is a predicted model, not a curated record. The transcript is spliced from 4 exons. Gene Ontology annotation, molecular function: BMP binding; receptor ligand activity. NCBI's taxonomy places the organism in Eukaryota, Metazoa, Chordata, Aves, Cariamiformes, Cariamidae.